This is a messenger RNA of Nicotiana attenuata, 1949 nucleotides long. Its product is annotated as endoglucanase 16-like. Bases 111 to 1577 code for a protein of 488 amino acids. Gene Ontology annotation, molecular function: hydrolase activity, hydrolyzing O-glycosyl compounds. The record is from RefSeq and is a predicted model, not a curated record. The transcript has 8 exons. Gene Ontology annotation, biological process: carbohydrate metabolic process. NCBI's taxonomy places the organism in Eukaryota, Viridiplantae, Streptophyta, Magnoliopsida, Solanales, Solanaceae.
UUCCUCUCAUUUACUUCUCCAAAUGAACAAACUUUUUUCUAAUCCUUUUUGGUGCUUAGCUUAUUCAUCAAUCGCAAUAUUCUUCACUUAAGAAAUCACUUUUAUUAGUCAUGAACAUUUCUGUAAUAAAGGCAUUUGGAACCUUUCUUCUUGCAUGGUUCAUUAUAUUUCAAGGUCAUUUUGUAGUUGUAAAUGGAGAUUUUAAUUAUCAAGAAGCUCUUACCAAAUCGAUUAUUUUUCUCGAGGCACAACGAUCAGGAAAACUUCCUCCUAAUCACAGGCCUUUAUGGAGAGGAGAUUCUGCUCUUCAAGAUGGCAAUACUGUAAAUGUUGACCUUGUAGGAGGAUACUAUGAUGCUGGAGACAACGUAAAAUAUGGUCUUCCAAUGGCUUUCACAGUAACAACUUUAGCAUGGGCUGCUAUCGCAUAUCAAUCACAGCUCCAAGCUGCUGGAGAAUUAAAAAAUGUUCAAUCUGCUAUCAAAUGGGGCACUGAUUAUUUCUUGAAAGCCAGUUCUAAGCGUAAUCGCCUCUAUGUCCAGGUUGGAGAUCCAGUGAAAGAUCAUGAAUGUUGGACAAGGCCAGAGAAUAUGAACACGCCGAGAACUGUACUAAUGAUAGACCAGAAUAAUCCUGGAACAGAGAUUGCAGCUGAGACUUCUGCAGCAAUGGCUGCUGCUUCUGUUGUAUUUCGUGGAACCAAUCGUACCUAUGCCCGUCAACUUCUCAACAAAGCCAAACUGCUUUUUCAGUUUGCCAAAAGCCAUAAAGGAACUUAUGAUGGGGAAUGCCCUUUCUAUUGCUCCUUUUCUGGCUUUCAUGAUGAGUUGUUGUGGGCAGCAACAUGGCUAUAUAGAGCAACCAGGAGGCCAACAUACUUGGAAUUCAUACAAGAAGAGGCUACUACUGCAACUGUAGCUGAAUUUAGUUGGGACCUUAAAUAUGCUGGAGCUCAAAUACUCCUCUCUAAGUUCUAUUUUGAAGGGGAGAAAGAUUUACAGAAUUUUAAGCAACAGGCUGAUGGUUAUAUUUGCUCAAUACUUCCACAUAGCCCCCAUCACCAGGUUUAUAUAUCUCCAGGGGGUCUCCUUCACCUUAGAGAUGGAGCUAAUACUCAAUAUGUUACUGCCACAGCUUUUCUGUUUAGUGUUUAUAGUGAUUAUCUAGCCAACCAUAAGCAAAAGGUCAGCUGUGGUAACAAACAGUUCAAUUCAGCUGAUCUCAUGGCCUUUGCCAAGCAACAGAUGGACUAUAUACUAGGGAAAAACCCAAGAGGAAAAUCAUACAUGGUUGGUUUUGGGAACAAACCUCCAACUCAAGCUCAUCACAGAGGUGCCUCUGUCCCGAAAAUGUCUCCAAACAAACUGGUGGACUGCUCCAUGAGUUUUGUAUACUGGUACAACACAGAAAAACCCAAUCCUAAUGAGCUAACAGGCGCCAUUGUUGGUGGUCCUGAUCGAUAUGAUAACUUUGAAGAUCGUCGUUCAACUUCAGCCAUGACUGAGCCGACAACAUAUACAAAUUCUCUGGCUGUUGGUGUCCUUGCCAAGCUCGCGAAGCACCAUGCCCAGUCUUGAUCACCUAGCUACAUGUUCAUUAUGGUGAAGAUUUCUGAAGGUGUACAAGUUAUUUUUUGCAGAUGAAUUGAGAUUAUAUAUAGUGAUGUCUUUGUAGGUCCUAUAUAUGUAGUGACAGCCUCGGAUAGCUGGCUGCAAGGGAUCGGGGCAAAUAAGCUCGAAUUUGUCUCUCUUUUUUUCAACAGAUCAGAUGUGUUUAACUUAGAAUAGGAUUCUUAUGAUGGUCUAGAAUCUAAGGUAUUACUGUUGCAGUGUUGAUUAGUUACAUAAAGUCUGCAUCCAAGAAGAGUACUUUCUUGUGGUGGUUUUAUAGAUGAAAUGUUGUGUACAUUUGUAAGGAAACACAUAUUUGAAUAACAGUCAUUCCAAGAU